Messenger RNA from Carassius auratus (goldfish), 441 nucleotides. RefSeq lists its product as uncharacterized. The record is from RefSeq and is a predicted model, not a curated record. NCBI's taxonomy places the organism in Eukaryota, Metazoa, Chordata, Actinopteri, Cypriniformes, Cyprinidae. The transcript has a single exon. Bases 1 to 441 code for a protein of 146 amino acids.
AUGAGCUUAGCCGAACAUCACCAGCACGUCAGAGCAGACCUAGAAUGGCUGAGACAGUUCCAACUCUUCCCAAAAGCAGAGAAAUGUACUUUCCACCAGUCCUCAGUCCACUUCCUGGGGUAUGUAAUUGACCACACCAGCAUCCAUAUGGAUGUGGGGAAGAUAGAGGUAAUCUCAUCGUGGCCAGUACCCAACACCAUCAAAGAACUUCAACGCUUUCUGGGCUUUGCCAAUUUCUACCACCGUUUCAUACAGAAUUACAGCACCAUCACCAACCCUAUAACAAACCUUCUUCGAGGCAAGCCCAAGUCUCCGUCCUGGACCCCAUCUGCCACUGAAGCCUUCAACAACCUUAAAAAAGCAUUCACCAGCGCUCAACUCCUAAUUCACCCUAACCCAGAGCUCCUAUUUGUGGUUGAAGUAGAUGCCUCGACGACAUGA